Messenger RNA from Cucurbita maxima (winter squash), 1597 nucleotides. RefSeq names its product fasciclin-like arabinogalactan protein 1. The transcript has a single exon. The coding region runs from base 100 to 1347 and encodes 415 amino acids. The record is from RefSeq and is a predicted model, not a curated record. Gene Ontology annotation, biological process: shoot system development; root development. Gene Ontology annotation, cellular component: plasma membrane. Lineage: Eukaryota; Viridiplantae; Streptophyta; Magnoliopsida; Cucurbitales; Cucurbitaceae.
AACUCUCACUCCUUCUCUCUGCUAUCGUCUUCCUUUCGCACUCACUUCGCUCCAAUUCCCACAAACUCAGCCCUGUUUCUCUUCCUCUUACGAUUCACAAUGCAGCAGCUCCGUUGCGGCACAGCCGCCGGGACAAUGCUCCUUGCCGUGCUUCUCCUCGUGAGUUCUGCCGCUAGGGCUCACAACAUCACGAAGUUGCUUGCGAAGCACCCGGAGUUCUCCACCUUCAACGACUACUUGACUACUACUCACCUCGCGCCGGAGAUCAACCGGAGAACCACUAUUACCGUCUGCGCUGUCGAUAAUUCCGUCAUGUCCGAUCUCUUGGCGAAGAAGCUUUCUAUUUACUCCAUCAAGCACACGCUCUCGCUCCAUGUCCUCCUAGACUACUACGGAGCCAAGAAGCUUCACCAGAUCACCAAUGGCACUGCUCUCGUAGCGACUAUGUUUCAGACCACCGGCGCUGCUCCCGGUGCUUCCGGUUUCGUCAACAUCACAAAUUUUAAGGGCGGGAAGGUAGGAUUUGCUCUUCAAGAUAGUGACGCCAUUGAUGCGAUGUUUGUGAAAUCUGUGGAGGAGGCUCCGUACAAUAUCUCUGUGAUUCAUAUCAGUAAGAUCUUGCCGUCGGAAGUGGCGGAGGCUCCAACUCCGUCUCCAAGUGAGAUGAAUUUGACCGGAUUAAUGUCCGCUCACGGUUGCAAGGUCUUCGCCGAUGCGUUUCAGGCCUCCGACGCUGCGAAGGUUUUUCAGGAAAACGCAAUCGGUGGAUUGACGAUUUUCUGUCCUGUUGAUGACGCUUUCAAGGCGUUUUUGCCGAAGUAUAAGAACUUGACGGCCGCUGGAAAGACAUCGUUGCUCGAAUACCACGGAUUGCCUGUUUACAUGUCUAUGUCUAUGCUUAAGUCCAACAAUGGCGUAAUGAACACCUUGGCUACAGACGGCGCCAACAAGUACGAUUUCGUCGUGCAAAACGAUGGCGAAGUGGUCACUAUCCAAACGAAGGUUGUAACCGCCAAGGUCACCAGCACGCUUCACGACGAGCAACCAGUGGCGAUCUACACGAUCAACAAAGUUCUGAAGCCAAGAGAGCUCUUCAAGGCUUCUCCGUCUCUGUCACCGUCACCGGCUCCAGCGCCCGAGGAGGAGAAACCUGCCGACGCGCCAAAGCCUCAUUCUCGUCGGCACAAGGGCACAACGACUCCUGCAGCAGACUCACCGGAAGAUUCCCCGUCGGACGAAGAUUCGGCAGAUAAGACAGCGGACGACACUGGUAGCGCGGCGAGGCUGGAUGGAUGGAGAUUUGUUUUGGCCGGAAUUUCUGGAUUGGCAGCGCUUCUUCUCCUGUAAGUCGUCCUCUUCACAUUGCCGGCCCUAAAUUAUUUUUUUCCAUAUCCUAAUUUUUUCCUAUUUUUAUUUUUAUUUUAUUAGACUUCGAAUAAUUGUUUUUUAAAAUAAUUCCAAUCGGUUGUAUUGUGCAAUGAAUGAUCUGUCGUGUUUAUUUGUUACUUUUUAUUAUUAUUAUAUUUUUCAGUUUGGAAUGAAUAGAAAUUUCUACUACUGUGAUUUGUUUUGAUAGUGAAACUUUCAACACCGUUUG